AGCUUGAGUUCAGCACAGAUCGGGCUUUAUUACUCAGCCGACCAUUGCAGUGAGCAGUCAGAAGCCCGUCGUGUCUCUACCCGAGGCCGGAUGGUAAAAUCCAACCUCCAGCGGAUCUUAAACAGUCAUUGCUUUGCUCGCGAGAAAGAAGGAAAACCACAGUGCUAUACUACCAUGGCGGAUUUAAGUAAUAGUAUUUGUGACAUGAUUGGCAAUCUUUCCCUGCACUGUAGUAGUUCCCGUGGUCCYGGGCCUCUGUGGUGCUCCGAUGCCCCUCUCCCACCCCUGAAGAUCCCAGGUGGGCGAGGUAAUGGUCAACGGGAUCACACUUCUUCAUCUCGGCCGCUCGACUCCAACUUGACGGUGACAGCGGAGCCGGCGGGGAACGGUCGCCCCGGGAUACUCCACUUCCAGAGCCGCCUCACUGUUUCCAGGGUGAUCAACUGGGACGCGGUGCUGAGUGGGAAUGCUCUGUAUGUGGAGAUACCCAUAGACCCCCUCCCCGAGGGCAGCAAGGAGAGUUUUGCGGCUCUUUUGGAGUAUGCAGAAGAACAUCUUAAAGUUGACCGCGUGUUCGUCUGCUUUUACAAGAACAGAGAUGAUCGUGCUAAACUUGUGCGCACAUUCAGCUUUCUGGGCUUUGAGAUAGUGAAACCGGGCCAUGCCGUUGUCCCGCCUCGACCUGACGUUUUCUUCAUGGCCUACAACUUCGACAGGGACUCUUCCUCCGACGAGGAUUAGCUCUGACCCCUGUGGGGUGUUCCAGGAAGCAGAAUCAUCAUYUUAGCCAGUUAACUUUGAUAAGCAGUCAAUCUCGUGAUUUUUAGAAAGCUUAACUUCAAUAUGGGUUUGUUGGUUGUUAAGUCAGUCAUACAAAGUCUAUAUUUCUAGGAAUGGUUAAAUUAAUUCAGAAUGUUUAGUUAUGACAGUUGGAUGUCUAAGUAACACAUUGAUCCUGCUUUCUGGAAGAGCCCUCUGAGCCCUGCCUAGCCUGCAUCCCAAAUAAAGAAAACUGUGCUGUUUUCGCUAUUGUCUCACUAACAGUUUCAAUGAAGAGAUGGUUCAGUCAGACUGAAGUCUGAAAGCCAGACUGUGAUGACCACAAUUGUGAAGUGAAGCAGUUGUGAAAGGGAGCAAUUUCAGUUUGGAUCCAGGCUAACUCCUGCCCCCAUCCCUGCCCAACGUCCUACCCUCUCCUGUACCCCAGCCAAUCGACCACCUGACCCGAGUGCUUACAGCCUUCCAUGCUUUGUGUCAAAGGAAGCGGAUGAUUAGUUUAGAUAUGUGUCCCCUAGUUUCACAGCUCGCCUGAUAUUUAUCCCUUUGUUAAAMUCUUCAGUUCGGUUUCCUUGGUAUUUUGUUCCAACACUUCAGAGGGAACCAUGUUUUUUAAGGACUUUGAGCACAUUGCAAUUCUGUUGUCAUCAAUCAAUUGUCUAUUGCUAUUUUUUGUUCUUUAUUCUUGUUGCUAAAAAGAUGGAGGACUCGUCGUUAUUUCUUAAAUGUACAAAAACAGGUUGUCAGGAUUACACUUGGGUACUCCAACUUUUAAUUUGAUUGGCUAAGAUAUACCUUACUUAUAGUCAUUGAAAUAAAAGCAUACGCUUUUAUUUAAUUGGCUAUAUUCAAUAUAAUCUUUUUAUUUCAUUGUCUAAGAUUAAAACAAAAAAACAAUGUCAGCCCCACCUUUAAUCUGACAAUUGUUUAGAUGUAAAGGCACUCAAUCUUCUGAAAAUGUUGUAAUGGUGUGUGUGUAAACAUUACUUUUGAGCAAAAUCUGCCCUGAUAUUGGUACUUCGUGGCUGGAUAAUAGCUCUUUAGACUAGAAGUGUGUGUUGGAGAGCACAGGUGAAUGCUGUUUUGUGUGACUGGUUUGGAUGCAUUUGUGAUAAAUAUGUAAUAUGAUGGGUGAAUUGGUACAAAGCUAUAAAAAAAAAAGAGGGGAGGGGGGGAAUCCAAAGUGCUUUUGCUUUUCUGUCUCUAUACCUGAACAUUAUUGUAGAGCGUUGUUUGGAUACAUGUGGUGUCUGAUGGGAUAUUUGGACUUGCAUUCCUUUUAACUUUUUUUUUUUUUAAAUUCAAAAUAGUUUAUAAGUUUGAUGUGCAUCUUGCAUAGUGGUACCUAUUGUGCUUCUGUGACAAUAAAAUUAAGAAAAAUGCAA
Molecule: messenger RNA, 2162 nt
Organism: Salvelinus sp. IW2-2015
Lineage: Eukaryota; Metazoa; Chordata; Actinopteri; Salmoniformes; Salmonidae
Product: ornithine decarboxylase antizyme 2-like
Biological process (GO): positive regulation of protein catabolic process
Cellular component (GO): cytoplasm; nucleus
Molecular function (GO): ornithine decarboxylase inhibitor activity
Source: RefSeq, a predicted model, not a curated record